Molecule: messenger RNA, 825 nt
Organism: Diplodia corticola
Lineage: Eukaryota; Fungi; Ascomycota; Dothideomycetes; Botryosphaeriales; Botryosphaeriaceae
Product: proteasome component pup1
Exons: 2
Coding region: 1-825 (274 amino acids)
Cellular component (GO): proteasome core complex
Molecular function (GO): threonine-type endopeptidase activity
Source: RefSeq, a predicted model, not a curated record
AUGCCGGGCUUCGACUUCUCGAAUUACAACCGUAAUGCGGCUCUGCACGCCCAGGGCGUUCCGCUCCCCAAGGCCACCAGCACCGGUACCACCAUCGUUGGAUGCUUGUUCGAUGGCGGCGUCGUCAUUGCCGCCGAUACCAGAGCCACGAGCGGACCCAUAGUAGCUGACAAGAACUGCGAGAAGCUCCACUACAUCGCCCCGCAGAUCUGGUGUGCCGGUGCCGGCACGGCGGCCGACACGGAGUUCACGACGGCGCUGAUGUCGUCCAACUUGGAGCUGCAUGCGCUGUCGACGGGCCGCAAGCCGCGCGUCGUGACAUGCAUGACGAUGCUGAAGCAGCACCUGUUCCGCUACCAGGGCCACAUCGGCGCCUACCUCGUCGUCGCCGGCGUCGACCCGACCGGCGCCCACCUCUUCACCGUCCACGCCCACGGCUCCACCGACAAGCUGCCCUACGUGACCAUGGGCUCUGGCUCGCUGGCCGCCAUGUCCGUCUUCGAGACCCAGUGGCAGCCGGCGCUCAACCGCGACCAGGCCGUUAAGCUAUGCUCCGACGCCAUCUUGGCCGGUAUCUUCAACGAUCUGGGCUCCGGUAGCAACGUCGACGUCGCCGUCAUCACCGAGGAGAAGACGAGCCUCCUGCGCAACUACAUCCAACCCAACCAGCGCGAGAAGAAGCAGCGCAACUACCGCUUCCCCCGCGGCACCACCGCUGUGCUCAACGAGAAGGUCAUCAAGAAGGAGGACGUUAGCAAGUACGUUACGGUGCACGAGCUCACCGAGGGUGAGCAGACUGCGGAGAGGAUGGACGUUGACGCAUAA